UGUGAGCACUGUCAAUGGAAAUAUCGCGGUAGUACUCCAUUCCACUCACUACGUAAUGUGCCGUGCUGCUUCUGGCGGCGCUGGUGACAGUGCUGAAAGCUGUUGGGUAUGAAGUGAAACAGAACAGAAUUUUUGUACCAUCCGCAACUGCUUCUUCAAGUUCAGAUCACAACAACGAAACAAAUCAGAGAAACAUCCCAAAACAAGCGAAGUUGCAACUUUGAAUAAAGACAAAAGGAAAAAUCACUUCUAGGGAAAAAAAACACUGAAGCAACCAACGAAACAACCGAAGACGAGACACGGCUACCCAAUUGAAACGCGCGCAAGAGAAGCAAUCCAAUGCCAACGUUGUAAAACUGAGAAGAUAAUAUCUGAUCUGAAACCAGAAGUUUGUGCCUACUCAACAGCUUUGACAAAGCACACGUCCCAACGCUGUUUCCAGCCCUCUUCAUCCUCACUGCACCACCGACUCACCCCGGGGUGCGGAGAGGGCUGCUAUCUGCUAGUUUUCCCCCCCCUUCAGUUCCCCAACUGUCUCCCCAUCUCUCUACUCUCCCCUUUCGCUCUGCUCAUUUUGUUGCAGUGUUUUUGCACCUGCAUUUUGCCUUUUUGUUCUAGUUUUUUUUCUCUCCUCACUGUUUAUUUUUUGUUGUUGCUUUAUGCAACUCCAUUAUACAUCUGUAGUACUUGUGCCAGAAACGUGUAACACAUAGCUGUGUGAAGAGACGACGUGCCACAUCAGCAUUAUCAUCACGUCCCUGACAACUGCAAGUUUCAAGACAUAAAAUCAAGUGCCCCCCAGUCCAAACUCCAAUGUCUAAAAUGGAGAGAGGCCACUCGGAACCUCCGCAGGGGCGCAACACUGCCCCUGCCCCCUCCACCUCCGCCAUGCCCAUACCUCGCUGCUCCUCCCUGUCCAGCCGCCCAAACCCAGCCGGUAAAAAACACAAACGGACCCCCUUGUAUCAGAGAUCAAUGAGUUUUGACCCGGGCAUGCUCCAUAGCAACGGGCAUACUGCGUAUGCCAACGGUACGAGCGCAGGCAUCAGGGAGACAGGGGUGGUGGAGAAGCUGCUUACUUCCUACGGCUUUAUCCAGUGCUCUGAACGCCAGGCUCGCCUGUUCUUCCACUGCUCCCAGUACAACGGGAACCUGUUGGAGCUCAAGAUAGGAGAUGAUGUGGAGUUUGAGGUGUCCUCUGACAGGCGCACUGGUAAACCAAUAGCAGUGAAGCUGCUUAAGAUCAAACCAGAAGUGCUGUCAGAAGAACGUAUCUCGGGCCAGGUGGGGCGAGAAUCGCACGCCUCUCCCUUUACUGUGCUGCAUGGUUAUAUUCAUCCAGUUGUUUCUGCGAUUCCCACUCACCUGGAUGGCAAGUCCGCUCCAGGACAGGUGCCUACCGGCAGCGUCUGCUACGAGAGAAAUGGGUAUGGAUUCCACCCUUGGCAGGAGGUGUUUUACCUGACCUACACCCCAGAAGAUGUUGAGGGAAACAUCCACCUGGACACUGGAGACACAGUCAGCUUCCACAUGGAAACUAACAAACACGACUCUGUUUGUUUCAGCACCGGUGCGGUCAGCGCUCACAACAUCCACCUGGUAAAGAAGAAACAGAUGAGCUGCCAGGGGGUGGUGUGUGCCACCAAGGAGGCGUUUGGAUUCAUCGAGAGGGCGGACGUGGUCAAGGAGAUCUUCUUCCACUAUAGCGAGUUCAAGGGUGACCUGGAGGCAUUGCAGGCUGGGGAUGAUGUGGAGUUCACCAUCAAAGAGAGAAAUGGGAAGGAGGUUGCCACGGAGGUAAGGCUUCUGCCACAAGGGACUGUCAUCUUUGAGGACAUCAGCAUUGAACAGUUUGAAGGGACAGUCACCAAGGUCAUCCCCAAAGUCCCAAACAAGAACCAGAACGAUCCUUUACCGGGCCGCAUAUCUGCCAGGAUCAGUUUUCAAGACAAAGAGCUUCUGUUUGGGGAGAAAGACACCAAGUCUAAGGUAACCCUGCUGGAGGGAGACCACGUGCAGUUCAACAUCUCCACCGACCGUCGCGACAAGUUGGAACGGGCCACCAACAUCGACAUCCUGUACGAUACCUUCAACUUCACCAAGGAGACCCGUGAAAUGGGUGUGAUCGCUGCGAUGCGUGACGGUUUUGGCUUUAUCAAGUGUGUAGACCGGGAUGCCAGAAUGUUCUUCCACUUCAGUGAGGUUCUGGAAGAGAGCCAACUGCACAUCUCUGAUGAAGUCGAGUUCACCGUUGUGCCGGACAUGCUGUCUGCUCAGAGGAACCACGCAGUGCGCAUCAAGAAGCUGCCCAAGGGCACAGUCUCCUUCCACACUCAGUCUGAGCAGCGCUUCGCGGGUGUGGUGGAGAAAGAGGCCGUGGCAGCCGUCACCAACAAGACUGGCAGUCCCAGCAAGAUCAAGGAGAAGAAAAAAGACAAGGGUAAAGUUGUAGAGAAGGAAGCCGAGGAGGGCGUGAUUGGUUAUGAGGACUGUGGAGUGAAGCUGACUGUGUCCUAUCACGUCAAGGACCUGGAGGGGGCCAGCCAACCACAGGCUGGAGAUAAGGUGGAGUUCUCCAUCAACGAGGUGAAGAGAACGGGCCAGCAGAGUGCGGUCUCCAUCAAGAUUCUCAACCGUUCAGCCAACACCAAGAGGCUUCUAGGAUUUGUUGCCACUCUGAAAGAUAACUUUGGCUUCAUCGAGACCGCAAAUCAUGAUCAAGAGAUCUUCUUUCACUAUAGUGAGAUGUGUGGAGACUUAGACAGCCUGGAGCUGGGGGACACUGUGGAAUACACCUUGUCAAAGGGCAAAGGAAACAAAGUCAGUGCAGAGAAGGUUACCAAGGUGGCCGCAGUUAAUGGUGUGGGGGAAGAUGUUGGUGCAACAGUGAUGCUGGGUAAGGUGGUUCGUCCUCUCCGCAGUGUGGACCCCUCCCAAACAGAGUACCAGGGACUUAUUGAGGUUACUGAAGAAGGUGGCACUAAGGGCCAGAAUUAUCCCUUUGGCAUCGUCGGCAUGGCAAACAAGGCCGAUUGUCUGCAGAAAGGAGAGAUGGUGAAGUUCCAGUUAUGCACCGUGACCCCCACGGGGCAGAAGAUGGCCUGCAGCGUGAUCCCCCAGCGUAGAGCCUUGGUGGAGUGCGUCAAGGACCAGUUUGGUUUUAUCACAUAUGAGGUGGGUGAGAGUAAGAAGCUGUUCUUCCACGUGAAAGAGGUGCAGGACGGCCUAGAACUCCAGACGGGGGACGAGGUGGAGUUCUCAGUCAUCCUCAACCAGCGCACGGGGAAGUGUAGUGCCUGCAACGUACGCCGAGUCAGUGAGGGGCCUAAACAGGUGGCGACGCCUCGUCCGGACAGGCUGGUGAACCGGCUGAAGAGCAUCACCCUGGACGAUGCCAGCGCUCCUCGUCUAGUCAUCGUGAGACAGCCCCGCGGCCCCGACAACUCCAAGGGCUUUAAUGUGGAGAGGAAGACGAGGCAACCUGGAGUGAUUGACUGAGCAAGCCAGCCCCCCGCCUGCUGAAGGUUGCCAUGAUUUAUUAACGUAAUCCCAUAAUGGACGACAUCAUGGGAAAGGAAUUUUUGCUAUCAUAUGCUCGUACUCUGACACAGGCCCAUAUUUGCAUACAGACCUAGACACACUGACACACACACACACACAUACAAAUAGGCAUGUGUAACCCCUAUCCCUGUCCCCAUCACCUGCAAGGAACAUUCUCAUUCCAUUAGUUCCAUGCUGCCCGUGUAUGAUGUAUUUGAUGCAGAGCUCCUUACUGCAAGUAUACAUGGGGAUAACUCUUCUGAGUGUGUGUGUGUGUGUGUGAUUGUUGUGCACAAGGUGUUUUAGCAACGGUAGAGGUUAUGGUGCAUCAAAGAGGGGUUUGCUUUUGAGGAGCCCCGACUCUCAAUAUCAGAGGUGACUUAUUUUAUUAUUAUUUUUGUCCCAAUCUUUUUUCUUUUUUUCUUAUUUUUGAUUUUUUUAUGUCUGGAAUUCUGCACCUGAAACCUGUCAUCUAUUUGUGUGUGUGCGUGUACGAGUGUCGGCAUGUACUGGAGUCCAUCUGCUUUGUUUUGUCUCUCUCUCUCUCUCUUCCUUUGUGGAAACGACAUAAAACGUAUUUGUUAGUGGUUUCCUCCACUGUAUGCUUUCCUUCAAAUCACAUAAAGCAAAGCAAAAGUUCCCUCCAUAAGGAGGAUCCUAUUUCUCAUGUGCGGGCUUAAACAGGCUAUUUCUCUGCUCGGUUUUUUGAGCAGUUUUAAAAUGCUUUAUUCAAGAGCUGAGCGUGAAAGCAUGGCGUUGCGUGUUGUGCAGUAUGUGAAUGUUAAGUGAUUAUUUUGAUUGGGAUUUAUUUUCUCAAAUAUUGGAGCCUUUAGAUACCUUUUUGGUAUUCACAUGCUCCUAUUAAGCAAUUUCCCCAGGUGCAGAAUUUCUAAUGUCAUCUUACAUCCUGCGGUUCUUUUAUACAUAUUUUUUUUUCUCUUGCACAUCUGCUUUUGUUCUGUUGAAACUCGGAAUUCUGCUAAUGACUGAUAACUGAAAUAAAAAAUAAGGUGCCUAAAAAUGACAGACAAAAAAAAUUAGAUGUAUCCUCUGUCCCCUGCCAACCGCCAAAAUAUAAAGAACAAUCUUAGGGUGGCUUUGUUUUUCUAGUAGAAAUAAUACUGGUCUGCAUCCCAAAUACCUGUGGGUUGAAAUAUACUGUAUGUAAUGUGUGCUUUUUUUUUUCUUUUCUUAGUGGAAGAUUCAAACAUCAAGAUAUAACAAUAAAAACCAAUUUAACUUAAAGUGGGGGGGAAGAGUAACAAAGUAUUAGAAAUAAUUAAGGUAAAAGGAUCAGGAUAUCUAUUAUUGUACGCUGGAGACGGGUGGAUGAACUGUUGUGCCUCUAUGCACUCAUGGAGUUGGUCUGAAUAAAUUUCAACUCUGGAGAGAUAACUGGGUUUCUGAUGAACUGCUUACAGGGGCUCUCCCAUGUACUUUUGUUAAUGGUCUUGAAUGAAACAAUUGAAUUAAAGUUUUAUGAAAAUCAUAA
This is a messenger RNA of Hypomesus transpacificus, 5032 nucleotides long. It is a transcript of the gene csde1, whose product is annotated as cold shock domain containing E1, RNA-binding. The transcript is spliced from 23 exons. Gene Ontology annotation, molecular function: nucleic acid binding. Bases 814 to 3498 code for a protein of 894 amino acids. The record is from RefSeq and is a predicted model, not a curated record. NCBI's taxonomy places the organism in Eukaryota, Metazoa, Chordata, Actinopteri, Osmeriformes, Osmeridae.